GGGCAAGCAGCGAUCAACUCGUAGCUGUUCACAUUUUUGUUUUGUCGCUCGUACGCCGGACGCUCGGUUCGUUAUUAUUUUUUUUUUUUGCCACUUUCCGUCCUUUACGCGCGCUGUAGGUGUAGACGGAAAACCUGAAGGAAAUUGCGCUACCAUUAGCGCGCUUGAAGCACCAGUACUUUCGAAACGUGCAAUAUACGGCAGCGAAGCUUUUAGUUUUCAUAACUCGUGGCCGGUCAAAGUAAGCUGAAAAAUCGAUAACUUUGACGACCUGUGGCUACUCUCUGGGCACGCAGUACGCAGUGUUGCCUUCGCCGAUCGAACGUGGCCAUCGACGGUGUGUCAGCAGCAAGCGCAUCCAGCUUCAGCAUGUCGCAGAUGGGGCGCGCCGUGAAAAAUCUUGAACCUGCUCGACCACUGAAAUCGACGCUAAAGCAGUCGCAUGUCCAUUUGCCUGUCUAUGAAGUGCAAUCCAUCGAAGAGCUUAUUUCACUGACAGAAAAUGUAGCCGCAAGCCUGGCGAACGGGUGCAACAAUGCGGACGGCAUGAAUGCACUGCUUGCUAACCUGCGACUCCACGGGCCGCAGCUAGAGAACGUUUCGAAAGACACGCUGGACCGUGCGUUUGUUAUUUUUCGAAAUGCGUCCCAAGAUGAGCGGUUGAACAUAAUGACACGAUUGAACCUUCUGGAGCUGAUAGAGCUGCGUGCCAAAUCCUGGCAGGUGUCUGACGGUACAAAUACGUACUACAAACACAAAGCUACUAAUGUGGAGCCCGACGUUUUGGCCGAUUCUAGCCUGCUAGGUUCCUCCCCUCCGCUCGGUCAGAUGGUACCGGCAUUAGCUCCGGGUGAGCUCAUUCGAACAUCCGGCAAGUUCCCGAAACCUACCAAAAUUCCCGGCAAAACCUACUGCAAGGAUGAGAUCGUCAUACGCAAUGCCGAUUCGGGCAAAGUAAUGGGAAUCAAGGGACGUAGAGUUCAUAUGAUUGAGGAACUGUCGGAAACUGUUAUAUCGUUCCAAAGAGUGGCUACCGGAGCCAAAGAGCGACUGGUGCAAAUCACGGGCCCGAACGAAGAUAAGAUCAACUAUGCCAAACAGUUGAUCGAAGAUACCAUCCGUCGGAACGCUUCGCCCGUACGUUUGGACAACUCGCAGGAUGGGUCCUGUAGUUCUCUGGCGUCAUCUGCUUCAGAUGAAACGGUCCCGAGAAAGGACACAGGAUCCUCCAACACACGAAACUCACUGGUUGGCGGAAUGGUGGACAUUGCCGGCAGCGGUACAAAUGGUAUGGCCUUCAUGGGGAACCAGCACUCCAUGCAACCGGCGACGGCGACCGGUUCGCUCAGCCUGAAUCUCAGCGGCUAUUCACAAACGCAGCCAUCAUCCUACACCCAUCCGAAGCUGUCGCGAAAUGGGUCGCAAAACAAUGGCCAGCGGAACAGCAAUGCCGGUAUGCUGCUCCACAGUUUCUCUUCCAACGAUGCGUCGCUUGGCGAGUACAAGUACACCGUCAAUGUGGGCCAACACAAUCUGAAAAUUACCGGAGAUUGCUUGGAGCUAGUAAAGGUGGCCAAAUUAGUCCUCGAUGACUAUUUUAGCAGCAACGAAUUCCUGGCGUCGGUAGAUAUGUGUACAAGCUUUGAUCUACCGAACUCACUCUCGUCUCCCGUGGGCAUCGUGCCCGGACCACACUCGCUGAUCACUGGUUCACCCUUCGUGGAUAGUGGCGUUGGACUGAACACGAUUGGAGCAAGCGUUGGCGAGUUGGGAAACUACUUGGAACCGGACGAUGAUGUGUUUAUCGUCGAACCUGGGGCGACCCUUAAGGCAAACGAUGUUCAGAAUAACAACGUCAUCGGAGCCGGCGCAAACAAUGGAUUGAGUCGAUCCCGCCGAAGCCACUUCUCUCGUAAGGACAGUGCCGGAGACGGGCUGAAGGACGCAUCGUCGGCAGCCGCCAGCAAGUCGGAUUCGAAUCCGGUGAAACGAAUCGAAUAUGAACGGCUGAUUUACUACUCGAAGUCUCCCUACUCGUGGGAACUACCAGCUGACUGGAAGCGUAUAUGUGAAAUUCUUCCUUAUUUGGCAAAAAAUAAGGAUAUCGAAAAUCAAAAAAGCCGUUUUAACGGCGACCAAUUUUUGGAAAUGAAAAAGCAAACAGCGAAGGAAGUGUUGCAGGGCAACAACCUAGCCGACGGCGAAGGAGAAGGUGAUGUGCCAACCACUGGUGGCGAAGGAACCAGUGUAUCAACCGGUGGCACCGAGGAUAAAGGAGUCGCGGUCAUCACGACGACGCAAGUCGAAAAAGUCGCUGCUUAAGAUCCGCGAGAUACCUACCGAAAUGGGGGUAUACGAUGCGAUGUGACUGUUUUCGAAUAUUUACGACGAAGGUGACGAAUAAGUAACCACUCAUUAUAUCCUAAUCAUACGGCAUUCGCUAACACAUACAAACCAACAUGGAUAGCGCACUUCCUUUAAGCCUUUCGAACGACGAUAUUAUUUAGCUGCUAACCGAUCAUCAACUAACUCACUAUUAAUCUAAAGGAAAUUAAACGUUUCAUAUUUGAUUUGACCAUCAAUUCUACUUUUGAUAAGCUCAUUAGAUUAGCACUCAGAAGCUCUAAAUCAUGCAACUGUUCCUGCCUGUUGGUGGGGGACAAUAUAAUCAACAACAGCGAGAGGUUGCAAGGCAAGCUCAACCGAUCGUACCGGUGCUCCCCCGAGUCGACCGGCUUUACCCCGGCCGUUGGAUUUCGGGAGACAUCGUGUGACCACCGGUGGUAAGAUAACGUGUUUUAUGAACUCGUAUAGUGGAGUGAUAUUUUUGAAAUGUGGUUUUAUUUACCAAAAAGAUGCAAAGCGAAAGGAGAAUGUAAUAUGCAACAAAUGGUGAUACAGCGCAGCGUAACUCGUACUGACACUAUAUAAUCUAUUUAUCCUUCUGCUGAAAGGAAGGACAUUCUUAAGUUACGAACCUACUCAUCAAUGUUAGAGAUACAUGUUUCACAUAACAAACCGUUGAUGUGUAUUAUUAAUUUUCUAGUCUCAGAGAAAGGGAAAAAAGAUACGAUCUUACGUUGAGCACAUUAGCUUACUGGCCACAGCGGAACCGACUAGCUGCUAAUGCAUGGUGUAUGCAGGCUUUACGAAUUUCGGUUCCUAGUUUCAAACGACCAUCAAAAUGAGGACUGUUGAAUGGAAUUGAUUGAAUUUUUGCUUCGUUUUUCUUUCGACACCUUCGUGGUGGAGUCAAACUUUUUUUUUAUUUAUUAAUAAUUUAUAUAUUUAUUAUUUACUCAAAGUUUUUGUUACUACCAUUGUUCCGUUUUUUCAUACAUUUACUCUGCCGAUAUGCACCGCGCUAUUGAAUUAAGCGGAUAAAGGACUAAAUAUGUUUUGCGAAAAACAUAUCAAUAUGGACUUUUACUUUCACGAACAGAACGGAGGCAGAUCCGAUAAAGUUUGAAUAUGAAAUAUAUUUUACUUAUCACUACUCAAAUGUAUUCUAACGAAAAAAAAACAUGGAUAAUAAAAACAUUUUCU
Anopheles bellator is the source of this 3546-nucleotide messenger RNA. RefSeq names its product eukaryotic translation initiation factor 4E-binding protein Mextli (gene mxt). The record is from RefSeq and is a predicted model, not a curated record. Lineage: Eukaryota; Metazoa; Arthropoda; Insecta; Diptera; Culicidae. Gene Ontology annotation, cellular component: cytoplasm; RNA cap binding complex. The coding region runs from base 370 to 2322 and encodes 650 amino acids. Gene Ontology annotation, biological process: positive regulation of translation; regulation of formation of translation initiation ternary complex. Gene Ontology annotation, molecular function: translation initiation factor activity; RNA binding; eukaryotic initiation factor 4E binding. The transcript has 9 exons.